AUGGAUUCGGACACAACAUCGCUAGUUCUAGAUAGAGCAUUUUCGAUUUUGAUAGAAGACCAACCGUACUGCGCGCUGCGCUAUAGGCGCCUUUGUCAGGGCAAGGGUCACCAUGUUGCCUGUCAAUUCCCUUCACCCGAACCCGGACUCUUCUGUCAGAAUUACUCUCAUAUCAAUUUCACGAACGAUUUGAAAUACUACGUCGUUCACUAUAUCAACAGACGUCGUCAGCGCAUCGCGGCAGGAAAUGAACGAGUUCGUGGUGGGGCACGUCUUCCCAAACCUCAGAUUAUGAUGUUAGUCACUUGGGAUCGCGAGUUGGCUCAGUUGGCUCAACGGCUAGCCGACCAGUGCCAAUUUGUUCACGACGAUUGUCGGGCUACUGUUCGAUAUCCCUACGCCGGUCAAAGCGUCGGCGAGGUUCGUUGGCGUCGUUCCAGUGACUCGGACGAGUUGAGCGCUCAACGUGCGAUCCGUCGCGUACUAGACGCCUGGUGGGGUGAGCGGAGAAGAGUGACUCCUCAACAACUAACUGCACCUUUUAGACUUACUGCUAAAGGAACAAUUUGGGGUCAUUUUAGUCAACUAGCUGUUUGGAAUCUCCGUGCGAUUGGAUGCGGAGCAGUCCGCCACGGGUCUGAAUAUACUCGGAUGCUGUUGGUCUGUGACUUCUCUCACACCAACAUGCUCGGUCAGAGGACGAUCACUCCAGGACCUCUUAUUGCUUGUCCAAUGCACACUAUCAGGCGGCCAAGAACUGCUUAUCCACUGCUUUGUGCUCCAGUAAAACGACCAAAAGAAAAUCUUGAUCAUGAACAAUUACAUGAUUACGAAGAUCAAGAAUAUGAAAUUGACGAUAGUAAUGAUGAAAAUCAUAUUUCAAAAACAGAAGUCCAAGAAACUACAAAAACUAGAAGAAUUACUAAGACAACAGAGGAAACAACUACAACUUGUAGACAUCUGAAAGCAACAUCAUUAGAGGGACGAGAUAAAUCUAUAAUGACUGUUAACCCUAGAAUAGACUAUUUUGUCAGCUUGGACAAAGAAUCUACUCGUCGCGUGAUCGAUAGAUUACAAUAUGAACUCGAAAUCAACAAUAACGAAAAAGAACAACUUACUAUGAAGAAAUACCACCAGUGGGUUUCAAGGAGACCCAAUUUUGGACGUCUGAGAGAAAAACAAGAACAAAUAUGGGAACAUAAUGCACAAAACAAUUUCUUUGCACAUGAUGGCGACCAAACUGAUCACGAAUAUAACAAGAUAUUCAUGACAAAGAAAGAUCAUAUUUCUACUCUGUUACAGGAAACAAACUUGAGGCAAAAAUGGAAAAAGACGAGAAAAAGACCACAGAGGCCCGGUGUGAACGCGCUCUUGAACAGACCGCCAGAGAAACAGCUGAAACGAUUAUCUUUGAGCUCUUUGAAUUUAGAUCAAGAUGACCUGGACCAGCUAUUUCGUGAUACCGGUUUCAAUGUGAACUGGAGGAAGGAAUCGUCUUCUCAAUAAAUUAAUAAUUAAAUCUUUUAUACUUU
Melitaea cinxia (Glanville fritillary) is the source of this 1532-nucleotide messenger RNA. RefSeq lists its product as uncharacterized. Bases 1 to 1506 code for a protein of 501 amino acids. The transcript has 14 exons. The record is from RefSeq and is a predicted model, not a curated record. Lineage: Eukaryota; Metazoa; Arthropoda; Insecta; Lepidoptera; Nymphalidae.